GAAGCGCGGUCACAGGGUGCCGCGAAAGCUCUCCUUGAGGCGAUCACGACAAGGAUAGAAGAGACACGCACGCGGCUCCUCACUCGCCACUCACGACAUUCUCCCGGACAAAUUAAUUCUCCCUAUACCGUUAUGGAGACCCUCGAAUCUAGUCGCGUCUGCCGCCUUUGCGGCAAGCAAUCCGGUAUCUCGAUUAAUAUUUUUGACAAGAAUGAGAACCACGUGAAGAAAAUCAACGCCAUUCUCCCGAUCAUGGUGCACGAAAUGGACCUGUUGCCGAAGCACAUGUGUCAUCGGUGCAGUUACAAGCUAGAGGAGUUUCACAAAUUCUACAUGGACUGUCUGAAGACAGACGCGGGUUUGAAGAAUCAGUUAUCAUGGAUGCGAAAGGAGGACUCGAAGGAGAGUGUCGGUGUGCCGAUGGUGCACAUAGAAAACAUCAAGAUCAAAGUAGAGCCACCGGAUUACGACCUGUACGACGAUAACGAGUACAUAAAUUCGAUGAGUUCGGUAACUUAUCCGGUGAACAGUGUCCGAUCCGAUAAUAUUCCAGAUCCUAUAACGUAUACUUCGUACACACGUUGCGGUUGUUACUGUGAUAAAGCGGACCAAAGUAAUCAAACUGUACCUACGAACUAUGGCAACGAAAUAUCGAGAUGUAGUAGAAUAAACGCCAUGAGGCAGGACAACGACGGUUGCGCUAACGUAUCGCCAGCUGUCCAGCAGGGGAAUUUGUCGACGCAUCGAGCACUCAAGGAACGAUCGAAUAUAGUUAAGCUUGUCAACGAGGUUAAAGAUUCGCGAAGAACUACUUUUUCGAAUUUCAACCCAUCGACGGAUAAAUAUAGUAGCGGGAAGAAAGAAACUUCGAAAGACGCGAUAGUUCGUAAUUUGAGGCCUAGAAAAGGUUCUGUAGAUUACGCGGGAAUUAGGAAAAAGCUUUCCACUUGCUCGUCAUUGAACGAUGAGAAUGGGUCAACGAUCGUGGAGACAAAAUUCGAUGUGUCGCAGAUUAAGAUAGAGAAAUUCGAUUUCGAAGGACGCGUCUUAAGACCGAGAAAAGGGACCAUUGAUUAUAGAGAACCAAUACGGAAAUAUUCUAGAUCCGCGAAUAAGAACCAAAGAUCGCAAAGUGAUCGACAUGGAGCGGAUAAGACGAAAGUUCGGAAUAUCGCAAGCAAAUUAAAAUUACCGUUGAAAAAGAUGUCGAAACAAAUGCGAAACAAAGUAAAGUCGGAUAUAAAGACGGAACAGCUGUCAGAUCUCGAGGAUCUGGUGCUGGACGGAUCGGUAUCGGCCGCUAUGUUAUCCCUAACCGAUGAGAUCGACGCACUGCCUAACAAUUACAAUGUAAACGUACGAAACGAUAGAGUUAAUUGCGAUGCACGAGUGAACCGUGCGCAGCAUACCGAUAAUUUUAGUAUAGCAAAUUGGAACCCAUUGCGAAAUCUAUCCAAGGAUAAAUUCAAGUCGGGGAAAGUCGGUUUGCAUCGGAUCGGAGGGAUAAAUUAUUCGACGAGAUAUUUGAGAAGUCAAGACGUUUGUCUGAGAAAUGGUAAGAUACGAAAACCCGAUAGCACGAAUGUGUCGAUUAAGAAAUUGCGAAGAAGUUUUCGAAAUUUUAUGCACAGAAAUAAAACAUCUGGUAAAGCUUUAAUGAAGGCAAUCGGAGGUAGUGUCACAAGCAAAAUGUCCGCCGCGAUGAAAGUGCUAGAUAUCAAGCACUACUGCGACGAAUGUAACACGAGUUUCGCUAACAAAGAAUUAUUCAAACUGCACGUGUGCUAUGGACAUUGAUCAUUUUACGAAAUCGCCGGUAACGUGACAUCGCGUAAAUUUUUAUUUUUUAAGCCUCGAGCAGUCAGUCGCGUUACUCGUAUUCGUACCAAUACGGCCAUGAUUACAUAGAUUUUGUUGAUAAUUAAUCAUACAUACAUACAUACAUACAAAGUAUAUGCAUACUUUUUUUUUUUUUUAAUCUUCUAGGGAAGAACAUGUACCUAUGAAAUUAUUUUGAGCACACGCUAUCGAUACGUUGAUAUUGUAAUACUAUUUUUACGAGCGAAAAUGUAUACAGUAUAAAUAAUGGUCGAUUGUUGAUAGGGAAAAAGUAAUGUAAGGCAAUGUUGCGAUGUACGCUUAAGAAUUUAUGUAGAUAAAGGAUUCACGGAUCGCCUUCGUAUUUUAAAAUAAGAUGAUAUAUUAUGUGUAUAUAUGUAUAUCUUUUCAUAUAGAAUAUAUCAUAUAUGUAUAUCUUUUCAUA
Molecule: messenger RNA, 2263 nt
Organism: Bombus impatiens (common eastern bumble bee)
Lineage: Eukaryota; Metazoa; Arthropoda; Insecta; Hymenoptera; Apidae
Exons: 2
Coding region: 133-1797 (554 amino acids)
Cellular component (GO): nucleus
Molecular function (GO): zinc ion binding
Source: RefSeq, a predicted model, not a curated record